This is a messenger RNA of Amphimedon queenslandica, 492 nucleotides long. RefSeq lists its product as uncharacterized. The transcript has 6 exons. Bases 50 to 454 code for a protein of 134 amino acids. NCBI's taxonomy places the organism in Eukaryota, Metazoa, Porifera, Demospongiae, Haplosclerida, Niphatidae. The record is from RefSeq and is a predicted model, not a curated record.
UUAAUGAUUAUUAUUAAUAGGGACAGAGGAGGGGAUUGACUUCCGUACAAUGGGCAAUCAGAAUGCAGCCAGACUACUAGAGGAGAUGUUCCACAUUAGUGAAUUGGAUCUGAUGAAUCCAGUGACAUACAGAGACCAAUCCAAUGGAUGGAAGUUUCAAGGCAUUGAGAAAGAUGUUGUCAUUUUAAAGAAAAAGAAAGUCAGUGAAUCACCUUUUCAUAGUUUUAUUGGUAAAGGUUUAAUUGAUUUGUCACCUCAAGAAGUUUAUAACUGGGUCCGUAAUCCUAACCAAAGAUACAUAUUUGAUAACAUGUUGAAAGAGUUGCAUGUAGUGAAGCAGAUAGAGUCAGAUCUUUACAUUUUACACAUGCAACAUGAAACUACACAAUGUUUCCUAAGACAAUCAAGGGAUUUCUGUAUACUUGUAUGUGAGAGAUCAGAGGUACAUAAAUAAAGUAUAUUAUACCAUGAACAUAAUGUGAAUAUGCACUC